AUGCUCUUUCUCAAAACUCUCCUCCUUCUCCUUCCAGUCGCAUGCUUAGCGGAGGUGACAACCGAAUUUCCUCCCACAAGAGUAGAGGAACCCGCAGCGGACUGCUCCAACAGCGGUACGUGCGCUAGCCACCCUAGUUUCUCGAAGCAGUUGGAAGAAUAUAGGGUGGUUGGUUGGAACUUUCUCUCGAGAGGGUCAGCGGAGCAGAAGUGGCGUGGUUCUAUUGCACGUGACUACAUUUACACCAAUUGCAAGGUUGGGGUUGAGUUCUUGUCAAUGCAGGUCAAUGACACGUCAAAACCCAACCUCGUCAACCUUGGUAAGAAUACCGACUCGAGCAACGUCAGUAUUUCCGGGACCCAAACUUUCCCCGUAUUGAAACGCCAGAAGGUAACAACCACUGCGAAAAAUCUCUGCCACCCGAGCCAAGGCCACGAGGCCCAGCUGUACUCUGGGGAGCGACAUAUUGGUAGCAAAGGGUCCAUAGAAAGAUUGUGA
Pyricularia oryzae 70-15 is the source of this 498-nucleotide messenger RNA. RefSeq lists its product as uncharacterized. The transcript has 5 exons. Lineage: Eukaryota; Fungi; Ascomycota; Sordariomycetes; Magnaporthales; Pyriculariaceae. The record is from RefSeq and is a predicted model, not a curated record. The coding region runs from base 1 to 498 and encodes 165 amino acids.